CCUGCAAGAAAAGUUAUGGAGAAAGCCCAAAAGCUUAAAAGUGCCCUAACUAAAGAGAUUCUGUCCGGCACGACAUCUACAAAUAUACUUGCCAUGACAUUUAGACAAGUGCUUCUGCAGAAUCUUUGGAACUUUGAACUGGUACUUUUUAUACCAGGGGCAGAAAGAAAUAUGGAUGAUCUUGAAACACCGAGAGAGGUACCUCCAUCUUUUGCCAUCACCUCAUCAGAUGAACGAGUCAUUUCUGUUAUUUCAGAGGUUAUUUGUAUUUCUUCUCUCGAAAGCACUAGAAGACAUUUGCUUAACGAAACUCCUGGAGGGGCAGUGCAGAAGUUUUUCCCUUGGUUUCACAAUCAUAAAUGUAUUGUCUCAAAAGAUUCCUCCGUUACUCUAUACAACUUACUGGAAUCUCAGAUAGUUGCAAAUGCCAAUAUUUUGCUCCAGAAAUUUUCUUCAGAAAGGGCAAAUUACAGACCAAGGGAGGGAAGAUGGACGAGCAACUGGUUAACUUCAAGUGCAUACUCCAAAUUGGAACAAAUUGGAGGCCCUGAAUUUAUUUCUUGGCUGAGCGAGUAUGUACCCGCUUACAAAUUGCAAAUUGAUGCUGAGAAGCUUGGCAAUGUGAAAUUUGAAGGGUGGAAGGAAUCAGCAAUAAACACAUGGGAGGUUUUCCUGACUCACUCCCAAAUGGUUGGUCUAAGUGACAUUCUAGAUAUAUAUUAUGAAGAUGUCUAUACACUUCCCAACAAGCAGUUGUCAUCCGGUGUUGUUGCAAAAUCUUUCAAUUCGCCCGAUAACAAGGUUUGGCAUGUACAAGGUCUUUAUAUGUCUGCUUUAUUUGGUUUUGUCAUGAAGUGAUUUUCUUCUGUAAACAAUCCCUUUUUUUAAAAAAAGAAUUUAAAUUUUGUAAAAGAACACAGAUUUAAUGAAGCAUCCUUAUAAAGUUAGCUACUUCAAUUAUUUGAACUACCUUUUGGGGG
This is a messenger RNA of Nicotiana tabacum (common tobacco), 980 nucleotides long. NCBI's taxonomy places the organism in Eukaryota, Viridiplantae, Streptophyta, Magnoliopsida, Solanales, Solanaceae. The record is from RefSeq and is a predicted model, not a curated record.